UCUCUUUGUUAGUUGGAACAUAGUCGUCAUGCCUUAGUAGACCGGAGACACCCAAUUUACCUGUCAAGUUCGGGGUUGACGUAGGUACGCGGGUAGAUCAAUUAGUUCCCUUGCUCAUGACCGGCUUCGAUCUUAUGCAACUCAUCUAAUAUUAUUAAGUUUCACAUAUCCCUUGUGUGGAAAAUCCUAAGCCUAAGGCAGGUCCAUAACUGGUCCUUACAUACUUCCUAGUAGACAGAUAGGUAUGACCUCAACAUACGUCAUCGCACCCGAUCCUCCCCACAUAUUUCGGUGAUACCAACUGAAGCCUCUUAUACAUAUACAUAUACCUAGCUCUUUCAUAUGUCAAAAACUAUAUGCCAAAGUCUUUUUUUAAAUUCUACAAAUUUGCAAAAACUUCAGACCACGAGACGCUAUCAAGAUGACUGAUUCACGAGGAGGUCACUCGUCUGAGCUCGAGCAGACACCACUAGACUCGCACCAGAACGGCCAGGCUCAGAACAUCAUUGACGAGACAUCUUCGACCUUCGGCAACACCACCCAAUCGGACCUCGACGCCAACAUGGAAGUCCACGACGAAGCACUAAAAGACAAAGUCGACGGCGCGGUGAGAAGCGGACCGAAGAAGGCCGACGAGAAUUCGGGCGGCAGAGUACAAGUCGGCGAGACAGGCGAUCUACACGAUCUUGCUGCGAAGAGACAGCCUUAAAAAAAGGGGGUGAACAACUAAGGGGUUUGAAGAAAUAAGAUAUCAUAAAUGGUUUUGGCUGAGGUUCGAGGUUACUAUUAGGACAACAGGGCGUUAUGUGUAAUUUAGGUGGCCAAUUGGACAGGGAAAAUAGGGGUCAUAACUGAAUGAGAAUCUCAUGCAUAAUCAUA
This is a messenger RNA of Hypoxylon trugodes, 879 nucleotides long. RefSeq lists its product as uncharacterized. The coding region runs from base 422 to 709 and encodes 95 amino acids. NCBI's taxonomy places the organism in Eukaryota, Fungi, Ascomycota, Sordariomycetes, Xylariales, Hypoxylaceae. The record is from RefSeq and is a predicted model, not a curated record. The transcript is spliced from 2 exons.